Messenger RNA from Colossoma macropomum (tambaqui), 990 nucleotides. RefSeq names its product trace amine-associated receptor 13c-like. Gene Ontology annotation, molecular function: trace-amine receptor activity. The coding region runs from base 1 to 990 and encodes 329 amino acids. Gene Ontology annotation, cellular component: membrane. NCBI's taxonomy places the organism in Eukaryota, Metazoa, Chordata, Actinopteri, Characiformes, Serrasalmidae. Gene Ontology annotation, biological process: G protein-coupled receptor signaling pathway. The record is from RefSeq and is a predicted model, not a curated record. The transcript has a single exon.
AUGAAUUCUACUGGGGUUAACCAAACUGAUGGCUGUCUCGCUUAUAUCUGUCCGGAGAGAUCUGUAUCUACUGCAGUGUAUGUGUUGUUGUAUUUGUCUGCAGCUGCUGCUGUUCUGCUAACAGUGUGUGGAAACCUGCUGAUCAUCAUCUCUGUCUGCCACUUCAAGCAGCUCCACACACCGACUAACAUGCUCAUCCUCUCUCUGGCUGUGUCGGACUUUCUGGUUGGCGUCUGUGUGAUGCCAGUUGCCUUAAUCUGGAUUAUUGAGUCAUGUUGGAUUUUUAGGACACUUUACUGUAUAUGCUAUCUUUUGGCUGCUUAUUUUCUUACAAGCUCAUCUAUAUACAACAUUGCUCUAAUCGCAGUUGAUCGGUAUUUUGCUCUCUCUAAUCCGUUUCUCUACACUAAAGCAGUGUCUGUGAAAACAAUGUGCAUUGUGGUUUUAUGUGACUGGUUUGUAUUGCUGUCAUAUACUUUCGCCCUCCAAUACAUCAAUUUACCCUUCGUAAAUGUAAUGACGUGUCCCGGAGACUGUUUUUUAUUAUUGGAUGAAGUCUGGUCUCUGGUUGAUCUUUUGGUUACAUUUGUUUUUCCAUUUGCUGUCAUAAUUAUUUUCUAUGCUCUAGUUUUUAUAAUUGCCAAGAAACACGCCACAGCUAUCAGAGGCCUUAACGCUCAAACUAGGACUCAGACAUCAAAGAACAUGGCAGAUUCAAUGAAGUCAGAGAGAAAAGCUGCUAAAGUCCUCGGCAUUUUAGUGUCUGUGUUUUUGGCAUGCUUAUUUCCAUAUUUUGUGUAUACUUUGUUAGGUAAUGUUAUUACACUGGAAUUUGAAACAUUUCAAAAAGUCUUGAUUUUGCUUUAUCUUAAUUCUGCCAUUAAUCCAGUUAUUUAUGCUUUGUUUUAUCCGUGGUUUAGGAGGUGUGUUAAACUGAUAUUAACUUUUCAAAUAUUUAACACAGAUUCUGCACUGAUGAAUGUUCUCUGA